Molecule: messenger RNA, 1194 nt
Organism: Aspergillus fumigatus Af293
Lineage: Eukaryota; Fungi; Ascomycota; Eurotiomycetes; Eurotiales; Aspergillaceae
Product: putative dioxygenase
Biological process (GO): carotene catabolic process
Molecular function (GO): carotenoid dioxygenase activity
Source: RefSeq, a predicted model, not a curated record
AUGGACCCGGCACCCACCGUGUCGACUCGAAAACAGGGUCGUAUGCUCGCAGUCACUGGUUUGACGGAAGUCACAUUCGGCCAAAAGAGAGACCCAUGCGAGUCGUUCUUUCAGAAGAUGAAGACUGUCUUGGUGCCGACUGAUUCUGUGUCGGAUCCACAGAUGGUUAAUUCAAACGUCACUGUGUUUGCCAACAUGCCCGGCAUGCUGAAACAUGGCCCUACCGGACCGGCGUCCUCACAUUUCAAGGUGCUCACUUGCCUUACUGAUGCAAACCAAAUCACACAAGCAAAUCCGGAGACCCUCGAGCCAAUUGCCGCGAGCACGCAACAAGAGCUACACCCAGAUCUGAAGGGACAACUCUACUGUGCACAUCCGCAAUUCGAUCAUAGAACGGGAGACGUAUACAAUUACAACCUGCACCUGGGCCCGAGGAGCACCUAUCGCAUAUACCACACUUCGGCACAUACAUCCAGAACAGAAGUCAUUGCCACAUUCUCAAUCAAAGCAGCCUUUAUCCAUUCCUUCUUCAUGACAGAAGACUACAUCAUCUUCUGCGUCUGGCCCGCCUACUUCAAAGGACUUGGGACGUCCAUUCUCUGGGAAAGAAACAUGCUCGACGCAAUGAAAUUUGACCCAACGGCCCAGUCGCACUGGUUUGUCUCCACCAGCAUGGACACCCUGCAUCGAACCUACUACGAGGACCUGCUGCCGCCCAAUGGCGAGGCUUCGAAUUUCACAUUGAGAAGGUCCGAAACACCCAUGACCGUCCGCUAUCGCCUGCCCCGAUUGCCCAAGGAGUCAACGACCAGAACAGUUGUCACCGCGGAGCGAGUUUUUGGAUUCGAGUCUGGUGAACUCCCAACAAUCAACCCGCGAUUCGCUACUAAAAGAGCACGAUACCACUAUUGCAUCGUUAACCGAGGACACACCUCCUUCUUUGAUGGAAUCGGAAAGGUUGACCUCGAGACGCAAAUAAUCCAGUACUGGGGUAGUGACACAGCACCCCAUACGUCCUCUGAGUCGAUUUUCAUUCCCGAUGGCACUGGCGACGCCGAGGAUGCGGGAUAUCUGCUCAGUGUGGUAUUGAAUGGAGAAACAGGGGCGAGUUACCUGGUUUGCCUUGAUGCGAGGACAUUGACCGAGGUCGGCAGGGCUGAACACGACCACGCGAUUAGUUUUGGGUUGCAUUGA